AUGAAGCUGCUGGCCCUUAUUUCCGGUGGAAAGGAUGGAAUCUACAGCAUCAUCGCUGCUCAAAGGGAGGGACACGAAGUGGUGAUGCUAGGGCACCUUUCUCCAAAGGACGGCGACCAAGUUCACGAGCUCGACAGCUUCAUGUACCAGACAAUCGGGCACAACAUUGUGCCUGCGAUAGCUGAGUGCAUGGACCUCCCCCUAAUAGAGCGCCAAAUAACAGGUGCACCCGUGGUAACUGAAUCUCUAGAAUAUGCUCCAAAAGAGGGCGAUGAGGUUGAAGAUCUCUACCACCUUGUUGUCGACGCCAUGAAGGAGCGCAACGACAUAGAAGCCAUACUAACAGGCGCCAUCGCAUCGCAAUACCAACUGCAACGUGUUCUAAAUGUGGCGAAUCGGUUGGGUCUUAAAACCGUGCAACCUCUCUGGGGACGCGAGCAGAGCGAACUCCUCGCCGAAAUGAUAGAAAACGACAUGGGCGCAAUCAUCAUUAAAACAUGCUCCAUGGGACUCAACGAAAAACAUCUCGGCAAAUCAAUUCGCGAAUUGUAUCCGGAAUUUCUCGAAAUUAGGGACAAGUACGGAUUCAACGUCUGCGGAGAGGGCGGGGAAUUCGAGAGUCUGGUUCUCGACUGUCCCAUCUACAAAAAAAGAAUCGCAAUCACGGAGCACAAACACGUUCUGCACUCAGCGGACCCAUUCGCACCGACUAUAUUGUUCGUACCGCUUAAGUGGCAACUUCAACCGAAGGCCUGA
Molecule: messenger RNA, 756 nt
Organism: Babesia ovata
Lineage: Eukaryota; Apicomplexa; Aconoidasida; Piroplasmida; Babesiidae
Exons: 5
Coding region: 1-756 (251 amino acids)
Biological process (GO): protein histidyl modification to diphthamide
Molecular function (GO): diphthine-ammonia ligase activity
Source: RefSeq, a predicted model, not a curated record